GUGAGAAUCUGGAGCUCAGCUGAGAGGCUGCGUUGAGAACCUGUGAAGCUGAAGUUUACUGUCAGAUGAACUCUGACAGUGUGAGCAGGAGCACACAGGGAUUUUCCUGUUUUGCCCGCUGCUGUGUGCUCCUCUCUUUGGAGGGGAGCAGUGAGACCUGGAGGACAGUCUGUAGCUUCUGAUUGCAGGCAAAGAAACAGUUUGGUAGUAGCUAUGGAUGUGCUUCUUCCAUUUGUGAGCAUCUGUCAGUCAGCAACUGAACUGAGCUUGGCUUUAGAAAGGUCACUGGAAGAAUUAGUAUUGGUGAGAGUCUGAGAGAUCAUGUAUAAUCUCAUCUGGCCUCAAGAGGUGAAAAGCUUGGCUUUCUCAGGAUUACCAUUACACAGGAAUGGUUUUGAUAAUGAAGCAAGUUUUAGAAGUCCCCUUUUUGCCCCUGCUUCCCACUCUGCUUCAUGACUGGGCAAUUACAGCUGUUUAUCUGGCUGCAGCAAAUUGGGUCAUUGAACUGAUCCGAGCUAAAAAUAGGCAUCCCCAACAUGAGCAGCAUUGAUGCAACGGAAGAGUUGUGACCAGUGGCAGGGAGGAUCAUAAACUCAUUUUGCUGCUGGAGCCAGAGUAACUCAUCACCGUGCGCUCUCUCUGUUAUGUGCUCGCUUUGUUCCGCCUUGACAGUCAAAGAGGAGAUUUGAAAGGAAGAGGAUUCGAGCUUGAUUGUGGUCAGCAGAUCAAAAAAUGCCGUCUCAAAAUUAGCUGUGCUCCUCUCUGAUUAACUUGUAUGCUUUACAGCUCUAAAUAAUAAUUUCCUGUCUGCUGAGUAGGCCCAGUCAAGAAGACUAAUCAGUGUGCAAACAUUGCCGCUAAAGAGUGCGGAUACAGAGUCUGGCUGCCAGUGAUGCAUGAAAUGGAACAGAAUAGGUCUAGGCUUCCUGCAGCAGAGCCAGCUCUUCUGCUGGCUAGGCUUGGUUUUGCAAAUUUAACUGCAAAAAGGCUACUAGGUGUCCUUAAAUCUCAUGCGAUUCAUUAUUAAAACCCAAAACAACCCAAAAAACCCCACGUCCCAAAAAAAUCGCCCUUAAAAUAACAGCCGCGUCACAUUUACAGAAAGUCUUUCCCUACCCUGCUGUGGUAGGAUCAGGAAAGACAAAUGUGGAGAGGGUGGAUGGUGUUUCUUAAAUGUACAGGAAUGGCUGCAGGCAAGUCUAAUCUGUUAUCUUUUCAUUUUGCGAAGCAAGAUAGAGGAUGUAAAGAAUGAGUGAAGACUCCCCUAAUUUUCGCAUAUUAAACUGUUGUUUUAUGUUGUGACUAUCUCUUCAGGCUCCUGUUCUGUGAAUUUCUCCAGUAUGGGCUGUGUUUCUGUGUUAUUCUCAGUCUGUCCUAGUGUACAGGCAGGAAUAGAGGUUGCACACAGCAGCGCUGUCUGGAUUAGCUCCUGCAGAACUCCAGGUAUCACACAGGGAAUGUGGUGUGUCCUGAGAUAUCCCUGUCUGUUUCUGAUGCCCUGCUUUUUGAUCCUUCUUUGUUUUGCUUCUCCUCAGCUUAAUGAAUACUUUGUUAUACUGAUGUACAGCACUCUGUGUGAUGAAACCUUGUAAUGAGCACCUGUAAUCUGUGGGGUUUUUACAGCCUGAAUGAGAAGACACAGAAAAAACAAGUUUGAAGAGAGUUGUGUGGACCAAGCAGUAGAGUUUGGGUUAGAAAACUGUACAAUGGCUGCAGUAGCCCAGAAGCACUUUUUGGAGGGGCAGACAUACUCAGUCCCCCUGAUCCAACCGGACUUACGCAGGGAGGAGGCUGUUCAGCAGGUGGCAGAUGCACUUCAGUACCUGCAAAAGGUGUCUGGUGAUAUAUUCAACAGGAUCUCUCAGCGGGUGGAGGCCAGCCGGGCACAGCUUCAGGCAAUUGGUGAGAGAGUCACACUCGCCCAAGCGAAGAUUGAGAAGAUAAAAGGCAGCAAAAAGGCUAUUAAGGUAUUUUCCAGUGCCAAGUACCCAGCCCCUGAACGGCUGCAGGAGUACAGUUCAAUUUUUGCUGGUGCAGAAGACCCAGCUAAACAGAAAGGGCCAAGGCACAAGAUUCAGAGCAAACAUCGAAUGCUGGAUGAGAAAGCUCUGCAGGAAAAGCUCAAGUAUUUCCCCGUGUGCGUGAGCACCAAAAUUCACCAGGAGGAUGAUGCAGAAGAAGGCCUUGGCAGCCUGCCCAGGAACAUCAGCUCCCUCAGCUCCCUGCUGCUCUUCAAUACCACUGAGAACCUGUACAAGAAGUACGUUUUCCUGGAUCCUCUGGCUGGAGCAGUGACCAAGACCCAUGUGGCUCUGGAAACAGAGACAGAAGAGAAGCUCUUUGAUGCUCCUCUCUCCAUCACCAAAAGGGGACAGCUGGACCGACAGGUAGCUGAAAAUUACUUCUAUGUGCCAGAUCUGGGCCAAGUCCCUGAGAUUGAUGUGCCAUCCUACCUGCCAGACCUGCCUGGCAUCGCUGCAGAUCUCAUGUACAGCGCUGACCUGGGCCCCGGCAUUGCACCGUCUGCCCCCAGCAGUGCUAUUCCAGAGCUGCCCACCUUCAACACUGAGUUGGUGGAGCCUCUGCAACCAGAUCUUCAAGAUGCUGAACUAUUGCCACCUCCGCCCCCUCCGCCUCCCCCGCCGCCUCCUGUUGUGCCAACCACUGUGCCUCCUCCGCCGCCCCUGCCCCAGCCCACGGCCCCCUCUGAGCCGGCCCGGACAGCGAGCGAGGAGAGCAGCAACACAGUGCCUGCAGCUUCUGUCCAGGGAGCCCCAAAGGAGGUGGUGAACCCUUCUACUGGGCGUGCCAGUCUCCUGGAGUCCAUCCGCCAGGCCGGUGGCAUUGGGAAGGCCAACCUCCGCAGUGUCAAGGAGAGGAAGCUGGAGAAAAAGAAACAGAAGGAACAGGAACAAGUGAGAGCUACAGGACAAGGUGGAGAUUUGAUGUCAGACCUCUUCAAUAAACUGGUGCUGAGGCGCAAAGGUAUUUCAGGGAAAGGGCCAGGAGCCUCUGGGAAUGCCGAUGCUCCAGGCAGUCCUGCUGGUGCCUUUGCUCGCAUGUCGGACUCAAUACCACCCCUCCCACCCCCACAGCAGCCCGUGGGUGAGGAGGAUGAGGAUGACUGGGAGUCAUAGAUGGGGUCAGUUGAGCAUUAGUGUCAAUCUGCUGCUGUCUGAAAAAUUUAAUAAAGUUGAAGGAAGCAGGUCCUUCCACCUUCA
Neopelma chrysocephalum (saffron-crested tyrant-manakin) is the source of this 3221-nucleotide messenger RNA. It is a transcript of the gene WASHC1, whose product is annotated as WASH complex subunit 1. NCBI's taxonomy places the organism in Eukaryota, Metazoa, Chordata, Aves, Passeriformes, Pipridae. Gene Ontology annotation, cellular component: WASH complex; early endosome; recycling endosome. The coding region runs from base 1629 to 3137 and encodes 502 amino acids. The record is from RefSeq and is a predicted model, not a curated record. Gene Ontology annotation, molecular function: gamma-tubulin binding; alpha-tubulin binding; actin binding. Gene Ontology annotation, biological process: exocytosis; retrograde transport, endosome to Golgi; endocytic recycling. The transcript has 11 exons.